CGCCCCUCGCCAUUGGGCGCGCCCGCGCGUGCAGCCGUAAGCGCGGCGGCCAUUGGCGGCGGCGCAGCAUGGCGGGCACGGGCGGCUCCUGGCGGCCGCCGCGGUCGUGCGAGGACUACUGGGGGGAGUGGAAGCAUUGCCGUGGGCUGCGCCACGCCUUCCACCACUACUACGCGCACGGGGAGCUGCCGGAUUGCGGCCGCUGGCGGGAGGACUACGAGGCCUGCCGCGCCUGGGAGAGGGACCGCGCCGCCGCCGCGCAGGAAGCUUUGUGCAAGAGUGAAAGAGCUCGAGUUAUGGAAAAACAGAAAUAUGCUCCAGUGUGGAAACUCAGGAAGAGCCCACCACCUGACUGGUAUCUACCACUUGACCAUGACAAAUCAAAUUAACAAGACUGUUACCUGUGUUGGUCAGUAACAUAAUACACAAUUCAGAAUUAUGCUGGCUUUUUUUUUUCCUUCCACAUCAUCUUGAAGUUAUACAACUGUAGCUCUGCCCUGCAAUACUUUAGCAUUCACUCAAAAAUAAUGAAAUUUUAUUUAAACAUGGAGUAUAUUUAAAGGGAGAUAUGAGGUGCUUAAUUUGAUUGUGGUCUUUUACUGCUGUCUUACACUUCAGGAUUUCAUCUCAGCAGGCAACUUCCAAAUUAAUGCACACAUGAUCUAGCUCUGAGGACGUCUUGCCCUACCAGCUGGCACUGAGCGCUUUUGGAACGAGGUACUGACCCCAGGCAUGCCAGAUGGAGAAAAAAAACCAAGCUGGGACUCUCCCCUGCCAGCUCAGGACAAUCCCAAACACUGGCAUUUAAAAGACAUUUCCCAGAAUCAGGAUUGUGGUGGUUCAAGAGCUUCUCACCUGGGGAGAAGGUGCUGCACACCCUGAAACUGCCCCUUUGUGGAACUGCUCGAGUGGUGGUGUGUGUUGUGGCGAUAUUCAACACUACUGAAAAAUAAAGGUUUAAAUGAAUGUA
Messenger RNA from Corvus hawaiiensis (hawaiian crow), 970 nucleotides. It is a transcript of the gene C18H22orf39, whose product is annotated as chromosome 18 C22orf39 homolog. The transcript is spliced from 3 exons. The record is from RefSeq and is a predicted model, not a curated record. NCBI's taxonomy places the organism in Eukaryota, Metazoa, Chordata, Aves, Passeriformes, Corvidae. Bases 69 to 389 code for a protein of 106 amino acids.